CUGUUCAAUAAAUUCCUAAAGAGUACUUUCCUGUGGAGACAUUGUGUAAUGGAGUCGCCACGCAAGUUCUUUCCCGCCGUCGUCCUCCUGCUUCUCCUCGUCGCGUCCACAGGUAUGGCGCCGGUGCAGGCGAGGGAAUGUGAGAAGGAUAGCGCUCAAUUCGUUGGGCUAUGCAUGAAGGAAGACAACUGCUCCAACGUGUGCCGUGGUGAAGGGUUCACCUCUGCCCGGUGCAGCACGUUCCGCCGUCGCUGCGUCUGCAUUAAGGAGUGCUAGAUCAAGUGGACGCGUGCACCUUGUCAUCAUGUCAUCCAUGGUGCCUGCAUCAUGCAUGUAUCCAUGUGUGGCACACCUUCAAAGCCUUCAGUUUAUUGAAAGACUUAUUUUUUUCCUUCAUUCAAACAAUAAAACCGGCAGAUAUUUACUUGUUUUCCUUUAUUAGUGAGUAGUAAGGUCCAAGCACCAAACUACGGCGUUCAUUUUACAAGUUCAUAAAUUUCUUGUCAACAUGACUCACUAGAUUUUCAUUGUAACA
Messenger RNA from Setaria italica (foxtail millet), 535 nucleotides. RefSeq names its product defensin Tk-AMP-D1.1. NCBI's taxonomy places the organism in Eukaryota, Viridiplantae, Streptophyta, Magnoliopsida, Poales, Poaceae. Bases 49 to 276 code for a protein of 75 amino acids. The record is from RefSeq and is a predicted model, not a curated record. The transcript is spliced from 2 exons. Gene Ontology annotation, biological process: defense response.